AUUCAAUCAAUGCUCUUUGCAUCUUCUGUUAGACUGUUACCUCUCUCUCUCUCUCCUCUCUCUCUUUCUCUCUCAUCUUGUUGGUGCUUCCUUCUCCUUCCCCAUUCAUCAAUGGCGGAGGUUCCUCUGCUCACCAAUAAGUAACUGCCCAAUCUCCGCAACUGUACUCACCCAGAAUGCUACACUUGUUCACAAUUCAAUUCGCACUCUGCAAAACCCCCCUUUUCCUGCCCUACUCCCGCAAAACCCGCCUGACUUCUUCCUGUUUUUCUCGAUUUUGUUAAUUGAGUUUUGGUGUUUGUGGUUUCAUUAUUUGAAGAUUCGCUCGCAUGGUUUCCGGAUGCGCUCGCUCUCUUUUCUCUCCGGAUUCGUCUCCAUGUCUCUGCUCUGAGACUUUGCUCUCUCGCCAUAGAAGUGUCUGCGGAUUUCUCUGCGCCUGCUCCGCCUAGCGAUUAUACGAACUUUUGUUGUUGCUCCCGAAAAAGCUGGAGAAUAGUGAAAUGUUGGAUCUGAAUAUUGGUGCAGACUCCUUCUCUUGCGGAGACGAUGAAAUUGAUGUUAAGAAAACUAUUUGCAGCGCCGUCGAUGCUGAUUCUGUAACUUCCACCACCACCACCAACGCGGAGGCCUUCCCCGCCGGUCUAACCGAUGAGCUCGAUUCCAACAGCGCCACUCGCACCCUUGAGUUCUCUAUCCUCAACGAAAAAGUCGUCAAAAUCGACGAUGGAAUGACUAACGGUACCAUAAGCGACAGAAACCGCGAGCUUCAGCUUUUUCCGGCGGGUGCUUUGGCUUCAACUCCGGUGUCAGAUAAGGCCAAGUACUGGCUAAAUUUGUCGGUUCCUGAGGUUUCCGGCGGUAGAGGUGUGGAAUUGAGGAUUUUCGCUUCGCAAUUGCCGCCUAAAAACCAGGUGCAGCCGCCGCCGCCGCCGCAGCAGGCAGCGAAGAAGAGUAGGCGCGGUCCCCGCUCCCGGAGCUCGCAGUAUCGAGGAGUUACAUUCUAUCGCAGAACAGGAAGAUGGGAGUCGCAUAUCUGGGAUUGUGGCAAACAAGUCUAUUUGGGGGGAUUUGACACAGCUCAUGCUGCAGCUAGAGCGUAUGAUCGUGCUGCGGUCAAGUUUCGUGGAAUUGAUGCAGACAUCAAUUUCAAUAUCAUUGACUAUGAAGAAGACAUGAAACAGACGAAGAACUUGACGAAAGAAGAAUUUGUUCAAGUUCUUCGUCGCGAAAACACAGGGUUCUUGCGUGGAAAUUCAAAGUUUAGAGGCGUGACUCUGCAAAGAUAUGGACAGUGGGAAACAAGAACGGGCUAUUUUGUUGGGCAAAAGGACUAUGGCAAAGCAACCACCGCGCAUGAUUCGGAACUAAGUGUCGCCUGCUUUGAGUCUCGUAAUGAGAAGAAAGAGAUAAAUUUCACUCCUAUAAAUGGAGGUGGUAAAUUUGAUCUCAAUCUUGGCAUAUCUUUGUCUUCAAAUGACCCACAAUGGAAUAGCCUGUCACCCAAUGGAGAUAAAGAAAUGGUUGAGACCUCCUCUGCUUCUGUCCACAAGCUUUUAGUGGCAGCCAAAUAUGCUCCAACGGAUGGUAACAUGUAUUCUGGUUUCUCGCCGACUAGUAAGGAAAGAGCGAGUGGCGAAAACAUUCCCCUUCUGUCACUGUCUUCUGCAGCAUCAUCAGGAUUCUCAUCAGCGGCUACAGUUCCAUACUCGAAACUCCCUCAGCUCAACCAUAUCCGGAAAAUCAACUGACAUGGCCGAGCAAGCAGGAAUCGGGAAAGGAGACAAAAAUAGAGGGUCGGACUAUAUAAUAACCGAAAACCAGCGUCGCCAGGUACCGAUCGAUUAAGUCCCUUUUAUAUCAUAAUGGUGAGCGAGCUAAGACAUAGAUGAAGUUUUUAUAUCGUACUUAGUGAUGCAAUCGAAUGUUAACUGAGCCGAAGCCUGGUUGAAAAUGAUCACUCAAAAAACAGGGGAUAUGAUAGGACAUGAAUGCAGCAGUUGUGAAAGUGAAAGUGAAAGGAUAGGUUUAGAAUGUUAUGGGGAAGGUGAUAGAUACAAUAUGGUGUAUGUCUUCAUCAUGCUCAUUCAUUUGAGAUUUCGUAAUUGAUAUUAAUACAAGAAAUAUGUUCAUGUAGCACACCUAUAAAGUAUGAAUUAUUAAUACAGAUUUUAUCUAACUCACCUAUAAUCUGUCUCC
Messenger RNA from Andrographis paniculata, 2196 nucleotides. RefSeq names its product ethylene-responsive transcription factor RAP2-7-like. Gene Ontology annotation, molecular function: DNA-binding transcription factor activity; DNA binding. The record is from RefSeq and is a predicted model, not a curated record. Bases 501 to 1748 code for a protein of 415 amino acids. The transcript is spliced from 10 exons. Gene Ontology annotation, biological process: regulation of DNA-templated transcription. NCBI's taxonomy places the organism in Eukaryota, Viridiplantae, Streptophyta, Magnoliopsida, Lamiales, Acanthaceae.